This is a messenger RNA of Acinonyx jubatus (cheetah), 3449 nucleotides long. RefSeq names its product golgi associated RAB2 interactor 1B (gene GARIN1B). Gene Ontology annotation, cellular component: nucleus. The record is from RefSeq and is a predicted model, not a curated record. The transcript is spliced from 10 exons. NCBI's taxonomy places the organism in Eukaryota, Metazoa, Chordata, Mammalia, Carnivora, Felidae. The coding region runs from base 1010 to 2038 and encodes 342 amino acids.
CACCACUUAACCUCUUGUUCGGUUGUCACUAAAUUUUUGCUAUUAAAAAAAUUAUUGCGUAUUUACUGUGGAUGUCAGAGGGAGUGAUUCGGUGACAUGGCUCCUUUGCAGAGGCUGCCGAUUGUACACCGAUAUCCUUAACCCUUAAAUGAUAAAUAACAGAACCCACCAGUUCUAGGUGGGCGCAUGGCCAUCCAGCUGAAAGCUACAUGACCCAGCUUCCCUUGUACCUGGGUGUGGCCAUGUGACUGAAUUCCGACCAAUGGGGUGUGAGCAAAAGUGAUUAUGCCCUUUCCAGGUCAUGCCCUUAAAAGGAAUGAGUGUGCCCUCCCCUUCCCCUUUCCCCUUCUCACUGGCCAGUAUGCAAACAUGAUGGCAGGAGCUGGAGCGGGCACUUUGAAACCCAGAGACAGAGAGUGAUAUAUUGCGAAUGGCAGAGAUACUCUACCAGCUCAGGACAGCCUGUCUGUGGACUACUGUCUUUCUAGGCUGGGUCCUAAAGUCUCUUCCAUAUACCACGGAAGUGGACUCAACAGGCUUGUACAGAAAAGAGAAAAAGUCAUCUUCCCAGCUGAAGGGGACUUUUGGAUGUCUCAAUGGCCAAAUAUAUCCAAGCCAUGUAUCUAGGCCAAUAAACUUUACUGUUGUGGAAUACAAUUUUUCCCUGAAGUGGACUUGCACAAUGGUCAACCUGCUGGGUUCUUUGCCCUUGACCUAGCCACCGCAGGAUAUGGGCUCUCGCACCUUCUGGCUCCAGGAUGAGGAACGCUGUCACUCUCCGAGAAGGGGAAUGGCUUGUUGAUUCAGCAGAAACACCCAUCCCAGCUCUGUUCUCAGCUGGCACCCUCACAAAGCCAGCCUCUGGGCCUGCCCUGGUUUUUUCAUGAUGUCAUCCAUUCAUCAUUGUGAGCUGAUUGGCGGUCCCAGGCCUUGGCCAGCUGCCCAAGGCCAGGAGGGAAGAGAGAGUUACCAGGACAAACUUGCGGUAGGCCCCUGAGCAUGUGCGGAAAUGUUGUCAUCAGUUCCACAGAGAAAGACUCAGUGGAAAUCAAAGAAGACAGUACAAGUCACGAGAUCCUAUCCAAUCUUCCCCUCCCUGAAUGUCGGGGAAGAAGUCAGGGGCCUCUUGCCUGUGGAUGGGGAGCCAAACCCUGGAGUGGGCCUGGGUGUGGAGGAGGGAUUGCUCUGCCAGAUGGUUCAUUCUCCAGAAUUCAACCUAUUUCCUGACUCAGUGGUGUUUGAAAGCAACUUUGUCCAGGUCAAAAAGGGCAGGAACUGGAUAGACAUCUACAAAGCCUCCAACACCAUGGCCGUUGGGGUGACCUCCUCCGUGCCCUGCCUGCCCCUUCCCAAUAUCCUCCUCAUGGCUAGUGUCAAAUGGCACCAGGGACAGAGCCAGACAUGGAACAGACCAUCUAAAGCCCCAAACAUCAUCCUGAAGAGGAUACUCCCCCUGAAGUUUGUGGAGCUCCAGGUCUGUGACCGGCUUCAACGCAUCCUGCGGUUGAGGACAGUCACUGAGAAGAUCUACUACCUAAGGCUCCACCCUGACCAUCCAGAGACUGUCUUCCGCUUCUGGAUCCGACUGGUUCAGAUUCUGCAGAAGGGCCUGUCCAUCACCACCAAAGACCCUAGGAUUCUUGUCACUCACUGUCUGGUACCCAAGAACAGCUGCAGCCCCUCGGGAGACUCGAAUUUAGUACAGAAGAAACCCCAAGCCUCCCAGCCCAGCGAGAGCCUCAUGCAGCUGAUGGCUAAGGGGGAAAGUGAAGCACUCUCUCAGAUUUUUGCCGACUUGCACCAGCCCCGCCAGUUAAGGAGCAGCAAAAAGACACAGACCAAAAGGGACAGCCCAGAGAAAGAUACUCCCAGUGAAGACAGCAUCCCUUGUACCCGAGACCUCAGCUGGAGGGACUCGUUCACUUAUGGAGAGUGGGAAAGAGAGAACCCCUCGGGUCCACAGCCCCUUUCACUCCUCAGCACCCUGGCAGCCUCCACGGGGCCACAGCUGUCCCCACUCAUAGGAAAUUGUAUUUGAACCACCCUUUCAUUCUGGGGAGAAUCUAUGCAGCCCUCACCAAUGCCACUCUGCAGCCUUCAGCUUUCUGAGGGACUCUAUCUGGAUGUGGAGGAGGAGAAAGCUGCAAGUAAGGAAACACUAGAAUCAUCUCACGCUGAUAGCAUAGCCUUUCCUUGGAGAACCACUUGCGAGCACGGCUCCGGGUGAGAAGCAUUAUUCCUGCAUCGUUCUAGUAUGUAACUCCACGUCCUUGGGGUCCGCACCGCCACCUGUCACCACACCUAGCCUCCAUCCCGCCACCAGAGCGAGCACAAGAAGACAUGCUCUCAGAAGGGCCAGGGCCAAGAGGUGGAGAGAAGGAAGGAAAGGGAAGCAGGACCGGAGGAGACGUGGAAGAGACCAGAGUGGAGGCGAAGAGAGGAGGUGGAGGGAGGAAGUCCGAGGAGAGGGGAGAUCUCGCGGUGAGGCGGUAACAGAAGGAAACAGAGGGACCUGAAAAAGAAGCUGGAGAGGAUAAGAGAAGAAACACACCACUGAGAGAUGCCUCACCAAGCUUCUAUUUAUCUAAUUUAAAACUUGAAAGUAAGGCCAUAAACCAAAAGAGAAAUGUCUUUUCUUCUCUGUCCAGAUUACUCGGGGUAAAUAGGAGGGGCCAGAAACUCAUUCCAGCCAAGAGCCUCUCCUUAAGUUUCCUUUUUUGCCAUUUUUUGUUGGUGGUGGUGGUGGUGGUGGUGGUGGUCAUCAUCGUCGUCGUUGUCCCUCUUUUCUGAUUCAAGCUUUGCACCUCCUUCCUUAGGACUUGCUAGCCUAGCCUUGGCGAUUCAAGUGAAGGUUUGGGGUUGAGACUGCAGUUUCCUGCAGGAGGCAGUGUAAGUGUGUGAGGUGGUGGGAAUUUCUCUUUUUGUGGUCAAACUUUGUAAGUUUGCUGUUGUGCCUCAGUCCUACUAGCACUGGCUCAAUUUCUUUUGCAUAUGACACCCCCAUGACACGUCGACAUACCUCGUUCGUGCUUAUUAAACUAGUGAUUCCGCGGAGAGGAGGUACAGCCUCAGAGCAUGGGGAAGUCAGAGGUUCCAGGGUCAAAGCAAAGGUAAAGUCAGAGGUUCACAAGUUACAGGUCAAGGGAGACACAAAGGAGUGUCUGUCAGCUGGCCGAUGGACUGGCCUCUUUGUUUAAAGUGUACAAUAUUUCAUAUUCAGUAAAAAACAGACUAUGAGGGGCGCCUGGGUGGCGCAGUCGGUUAAGCGUCCGACUUCAGCCAGGUCACCAUCUCGCGGUCCGUGGGUUCGAGCCCCGCGUCGGGCUCUGGGCUGAUGGCUUGGAGCCUGGAGCCUGUUUCCGAUUCUGUGUCUCCCUCUCUCUCUGCCCCUCCCCCGUUCAUGCUCUGUCUCUCUCUGUCCCAAAAAUAAAUAAACGUUGAAAAAAAAA